UCAGCGAGGCUCAGUCGAGCAGCUUUCAUCAGAGGUCCCUGCAGACAAGCGUCCCACUCAUUGGUUGUCUUCAGUUAUAUUCCGACCAACCGCAGCAUCAUGAAUCUUCAGUUCAGCAGUUGCUUCUUGUUUGCGGGGCUGUUUCUGAGUGUCUCGGCUCUGACACCUGAGGAAUGCCAACCCUUGGUGACGCCUUUGUCUCUGGAGGACCCCUCCGUGCUCCACGGCAUGACACACUUCAUCAUGGGUUACACCGACUCUGCCGUUUAUAACGAACUCCUGAAUGCCAGCAGCAGCUAUUGGAUGAACGUCACAGCAUCACCGUCCAGCGACAAAACACUUGUCAUUCAUCAGGAGCACAAGCUAAAUGGAAGCUGCUAUGGCAUGACAGUCAAUUUUACCGUGGACGGCAAUGUUGUGAAAGUGGAUGUGGGCAGCAUGUCUGCAGAGUACCAUGUGCUGCCAGGCUGUGAUGGCUGUAUGGUCCUCAGCGGCAACUCUAGCGUCAAGGACCUCGGCCAGUACUUUCGCUUUAUGAAUUAUGAAAGCAGCAUUAAGACAGACAAGGAGGUCAACGCUCGUGUUUUCUACUUGAUGGCCAAAGAGCGGACCCUGAAGGACUCCGACCUGGAAAAGUUUAAGCAGCAGGCAAGCUGUCUUGGCUUCUCAGGAGAACCUAACUUCGACUUCGACUCCAAGACAGAUCUCUGUAAGGAAGGCGAAGGGCUUAACAUGGCACUCAACUGAAGAAAACAGCACCUUUCAUGACAAAUAUUCCAAACUGAAAGUAAGGAAAGGAAAUGUGACACAAAACAUCAAGCAUGUGGAAUUUGUAUCUGUAUCUUUGACCUUUUGUCAUUAAAUUUGGAAUACUGA
Messenger RNA from Acanthopagrus latus (yellowfin seabream), 876 nucleotides. RefSeq lists its product as uncharacterized. The coding region runs from base 100 to 747 and encodes 215 amino acids. The transcript has 6 exons. The record is from RefSeq and is a predicted model, not a curated record. NCBI's taxonomy places the organism in Eukaryota, Metazoa, Chordata, Actinopteri, Spariformes, Sparidae.